Molecule: messenger RNA, 405 nt
Organism: Phytophthora nicotianae INRA-310
Lineage: Eukaryota; Oomycota; Peronosporomycetes; Peronosporales; Peronosporaceae
Exons: 2
Source: RefSeq, a predicted model, not a curated record
AUGUUGAGCAGCUACAACAGCUUGACCCCUCGACUGCUGCUGAACACUGCAGCAGGACCCGUAGCGCUCCAUGAGCCUGUCGAGUGUCUAAUAGUCGAAGAAGAAGAGCCGGAAUUUAUUCUGGGUCAAGAUGUACUGUUAUCCCUUGGGAUUGAUGUCGACCGGCAACUCGAACAGCUAGCGAACCGGGUCAACGACGUAGACGACGGUGACACUGAGCUGAAAGACGAUCUACCGGACCUAGCCCAUCCAGGUACGGAUGAGGAACUAAGUGAAGCACUCGACCGACUGGUGACGAUGGCCCUAGCAAAUGGGUUUCCGCAUAAGUUGGAAGAGAAGCUUCGCGACAUCGUUCUGAAACAUGACAUUUGGAGGCUAGAGGUCCAGUUCGAAAAGGCGUUAGGU